This is a messenger RNA of Saccostrea echinata, 1797 nucleotides long. Its product is annotated as RING-type E3 ubiquitin-protein ligase PPIL2-like. Gene Ontology annotation, cellular component: catalytic step 2 spliceosome. Bases 31 to 1599 code for a protein of 522 amino acids. Gene Ontology annotation, molecular function: ubiquitin-ubiquitin ligase activity; peptidyl-prolyl cis-trans isomerase activity. The transcript is spliced from 20 exons. The record is from RefSeq and is a predicted model, not a curated record. Gene Ontology annotation, biological process: protein polyubiquitination; protein peptidyl-prolyl isomerization; protein folding. NCBI's taxonomy places the organism in Eukaryota, Metazoa, Mollusca, Bivalvia, Ostreida, Ostreidae.
UGUAAUUAUAAUCGACGAAAUAUCAGAAAAAUGGGGAAGAAACAACACCAAAAAGAUAAAUUAUAUCUCACAAAUACAGAGUGGAGGACAGAAUUUGGAGGAUACAAGGGGCGGUCAGCUACAGGAGAGAACUCCAAAUUCAGGAGACUUCCAUUCAGUUGCUGCAGCCUCUCAUUCCAGCCCUUUGAAAAUCCUCUAUGCACAAAGGAGGGUGUUGUUUUUGACUUGAUGAACAUUGUACCAUUUCUAAAGAAAUAUGGAAUAAACCCAGUAACAGGAGAGAAACUCAGUGCAAAAGAAUUGAUCAAGUUAAAUUUUCACAAGAAUGGAGAUGGGAAAUAUCACUGUCCAGUCACAUUCAAAGUAUUCAAUGAGAACACACAUAUUGUGGCCAUCAAACCUACAGGAAAUGUCUUCUGUAUGGAUGCUGUUGAAAGACUGAACAUAAAACCCAGUUUCUUCAAAGACUUGUUGACAGAUGAACCAUUUACAAGAAAAGAUAUCAUCACCAUACAGGACCCAACAAAUGUGGACAAAUUUAAUUUAAAUACCUUCUAUCAUGUAAGAAAGAAAUUGAAGUAUGGAGAUGAAGAUGAUGACGCAGCUCGGAAAAAUCCCAUGUAUCAUCUGAAGUCUGUGAAUGCGGAAACCCGAGACGUCCUAUCAGAACUCGAGAGGGACUAUAAACCAGCAGAAAAGAAAGAUGAAGAAAAGAAGAAGGCUGACUUUCUGAAUGCUGCCCACUACUCCACAGGGCGUGUGGCUGCCUCUUUCACAUCGACAGCCAUGGAUCCCACAACUCAGCAUGAAGCAGCCAUCAUUGAUGAGGAUGUUUUGAGAUAUGAAAUUGUGAAGAAGAAUGGGAAAAAGGGCUACGUGUCGUUGAUUACUAACUAUGGUCUUCUGAAUCUGGAACUUCACUGUGAAAUGGUGCCCAAGACCUGUGAAAAUUUCAUUAAGCUUUGUCAGAAGGGUUACUACAGAGACACAAAAUUUCAUCGACUUAUUCGAAACUUUGUGCUCCAGGGUGGGGAUCCAACAGGCACGGGAACAGGUGGAGAAUCAGCUUGGGGAGGAGCCUUUAAUGAUGAAAUCAAACCCAACCUAUCUCACACAGGCCGUGGUAUACUGAGCAUGGCCAACUCAGGGCCAAAUACCAACAAGUCACAAUUCUUCAUCACCUUUAGAUCAGCAAAACAUCUUGAUGGAAAGCAUGCAAUAUUUGGAAGAGUUGUUGGUGGUCUGGAUACAUUGGACAAAGUGGAGAAGAUUGAAGUGGAUAAGAAAGACAGACCAAAGAAGGACAUUGUGAUUGAGGAUUGUCGUGUUUUUGUGAAUCCGUAUGAGGAAGCAGAUGAAGAGUUGGCAUCAAAGAGGGAGGAACUGAUACAAAAACAGGAAGAUGAAGUGGCAGCAAAGAGGAAGUAUGUGUACAAGAAAGAACCCGAGGAUGACACCCCUAAAACUUACAAAAAGGGAGUUGGAAAGUACAUCAAUCCUACAGCACUGAAGCGGUCAGCAGAGGACACUCCUCCCCCCACAGUCAAAAAGAAAGCAGCAAUUGAGGGGGCCAAGUUUAAGGACUUCAGCUCCUGGUAGAGACAGAAUCACAGAACUCUGAAUAAAAUCUGUUUAUUUCAAAUUGAAAGUCAAAAGGCAAUGCGAGAAUUUUCUCAUUUCUGAAAAAAAAACUAUGAGUUGCAAAUAUGUACAUUUUGAUGCAUACCAAAUUUUUUUUUGGUGAUAUACAUGAUUAUGUACAACAUGUGAGUAUAGUAAAUAAAUGUGAUACAUCUG